UGUCCCUGCGGUAAUCAUAAAUGGUUAGUCAAUCCGUUUUUGUUUUUAUAUUAUUAUUGUUUAAAUAAUUUUUUAUAAUUAUCUCAUCUUAAGUUUCUUAUUCCAAUUACGCUGUGUUCCAGUGUACAUAGUAUCCAUGUGAUGAAACCUCGGCAAAAGCUCGACUAAACGGAUAGCGUCGUCCCCUCCCUACAUUCCGACGGUUACCCCGUCUUCGGAUUACUAUGUAUUUCAGAUUAAUUAAAGCAAUAUAUUAUUAAUUAGAAAUGGAAGAUAAAUUAAAAAUGUCUAAAACAUCAGUUGAUAAAUCUGAAGAAAUGGACUUGGAUGAUCAAUGUUCAGAUGAAGAUAUUGAUAAUGGUGUGACAUUAUUAGAGGAAGAUGAUGAUGAUGAUGAUGAUGAUGAUGACGAUGAAGAUGAUGAUGAUAAUGAGGAUAUGGAUGAUGAUCCUGAUUAUCAAGAGGAAGAUUCUCGAGUUUCUGCUGGAGCAGCUUCAAUUAAUGUUGAAGAAAAUACUUCUAAUAUAACUCCAAUGGAAAUUCAUGUUAAAACUGAAAGUAACUUUGAAGAAACAUCAUUAUGUUCAUCAGUAGGAAAUACAACAUCUCUGACAACUUAUUCAAAUCCUUCAUUGCAAAUGAAAAAAUUAAAUUUAAAAAUUAAGCGAUGGAGAAGGGAAGAUACUGAAGGCAAAUCUCCAUCAGUCUCUCGAGUUGAAGAAAUUAUAACUCCAAUUUCUGGAGCUGAUCCUAUUGUAGAUGAUAGGUGUUUAUUGUAUCAAGAAAAUUGGCCAGGAAAAGUAUGUGCAUUCUGUAAUUUAGGCGAGCGUAGUCAACUUGGACAAGGCACAUUUUUAAGACUUGAAUGGGAUAAAAAUUUUAAAUUAAGUCUUGAAGAAUUUACAAAACAGUUGGUUACAAAGCAAUUAACACCAAUGCCAUUACAGUCUCCAACUGCUGAAAUGGCACCUACUGUUCAUUAUCGGAGACAAAAAUCUGCUGCUAAAAUUAAGCAGCAACAAUUUUCUACUAGCAGUUUUGAACCAGUUGAUGAACUUAGUGUUGUUGGUCAUUUAGAUGUACCAGAUAUAAAUUCAUUAUUUGAGCAAUCUGAGUCAGUCGGUGGCUAUAUGUAUGUGCAUCAGUUCUGCGCUACUUGGACUCAAGGAGUUAAGUGUGAAACAUCUGAUUCUUUAGAAAAUGUUCCUGAACUUGUAUUAGAAAGUUUGAUGCGGCGUUGUUCUUAUUGUGGUCACUUAGGUGCAAGUGCUCCUUGUACCUAUACAAAUUGUUUAAAAUUCUUUCAUUAUCCAUGUAUUUUUGCUUCUGCUUCAUUCCAAGAAAUGUCUGUUCCUGCAUUAAUAUGUAGUUCUCACCUUGAUCAUGUUCCACUAAUGGAAUUAUCAGCUAAUGUUGCUUGUGGUAUUUGCUCAACACUUGGAGAUGUUUCAAAUCUUAUGAUGUGUACAGUUUGUGGUAAUCAUUUUCAUGGAGUCUGUAUAGGAUUAGCUUUAUAUCCAGGAGUGAGAGCUGGAUGGCAAUGUGGUAACUGUCGAACUUGUCAAGUGUGUCGACAACCAGCUGAACAGACUAAAGUGAUGUUAUGUGAAGGUUGUGAUAAAGCUUAUCACCCAGGAUGUCUUAGACCUCAAGUAACAACCAUUCCUAAAAUUGGAUGGAAGUGUAAAUGUUGUCGAAUAUGUACAGACUGUGGAUCUCGUACACCAGGUGCUGGGCUAUCUUCUCGAUGGCAUGCUCACUACACAGUAUGUGAUUCUUGUUAUCAACAACGAAAUAAAGGAUCAUCGUGUCCAUUAUGUCAUAGAGCUUAUAGAGCUGCUGCUCAUCGAGAAAUGGUACAAUGUAUAGCAUGUAGAAAAUACAUUCAUGGAGCAUGUGAUCCAGAAGCUGAAUAUAUAACAAGUCAUAGUAAAAAUUCAGCUUCUGAUUAUAUGUGUCCACUAUGUAAAAAUGCUGUUCAAAGACGUCGUGAUGGCUUUGAUGAGUAUGGUGAUUCAAAUAGUUCUAUGGAUGUAUUUCAGUUAGCUGAUGAACAAGAUUCUGAAUUUAAAAGCAGUAAAGACUUUGAGGAUAAUCGUGUUAGUGGUUAUGGUUUGGGUAAAGGAAAGCCAUAUGCUGCCAGUAAAAUUGCUAAAAAGCGAUUAUUGCUCUCUGCUUAUUCAAGUCGCGCUAAGGGCUUAGGAAAAUUGAAUGCUGCACUUAAACCGAUUUAUCAAAAGAAAGGACAGCGUCUAGCUGAUUUUCCUAGAAAAAGACCUCGUGGAAGGAUGCGGGGUAUUUUUGGUGUCCCAGGCCUUGGAUUACAAAGACCUCUGUCAGAUUUAAGCUCAAAAUGCUCACCCAAUGAGAUAGAUCCUAAUAAUGAAAAUAGAAUUGUUUUGUGUUCUGCUAAAGAUAAGUUUGUACUAGGUCAAGAUAUAUGUGUGAUGUGUGGGUCACUUGGGACUGAUCAAGAAGCUUGUCUUAUUUCAUGUUCUCAGUGUGGUCAAUGCUAUCAUCCAUUUUGUGUCAAUGUUAAAAUUACUAAAGUUAUUUUACAAAAAGGAUGGAGGUGUUUAGAUUGUACAAUAUGUGAAGGAUGUGGACAAAGAAAUGAUGAAUCUAGACUCAUACUUUGUGAUGAAUGUGACAUAUCAUAUCAUAUAUAUUGCACUGAACCUAAACUUGAUUAUGUGCCAAGAGGUACUUGGAAAUGCAAAUGGUGUUCUCAGUGUUUAACUUGUGGUUCAAAUGAUCCUGGUAUAAAUUGUAUUUGGCUAAAUAAUUAUACAGAGUGUGGGCCAUGUGCUUCUCGAAGCACUUGUCCUUCAUGUCAAGAAACUUAUUUAGACAAUCAGUUGAUCAUUAAGUGCUAUCAAUGUGAUAGAUGGCUUCAUGGAAAAUGUGAUAAAAUUGAAAAUGAAGAAGAUGCAGAAAAAUGUGCUGAAGAUAGUUAUAUAUGUUUGUUAUGUCGUCCAAGGGGUUCUGUUCCUCCACAUUUAAAUAAAAACUUAAGUCUAAAGACAAAAUUAAAAGCAUCAUCCCGAGAAAAUAGCCCUGAUUGUUUAAGGGGAAUAGCAAAUGAACAUUACAUGGAUGGUAUUUAUUUAUCUGAAUGUGGAGUCCAGCACAUGAAGCAUCUUAACAGUGGAAUAGAAGUGUGUCAUCAACGUAAAAAAAGAAAAGACUGGAAAAAAGCACAAUCUGAAAAAGAAGCUGCUAUUAUGGCAGCUAUAGAAUCAGUUGUGUGCAGUAGUCGAGAUACAAUUAAUGAUUCAGCUAUUCAACCAGACGAUGCUUAUAAAAUGGAUUUUGAUGAUAUGAAAGAAGAAUUAACAGAACCAGAACCUGUUUACAAAGAAGGCAUGGAAAUUCAACCACGUGAAGAUGGACGUCCACCUGAACCACCUGAAGGAUUUAGUAUUGUAACUUUAGAAUCAGGCGUGAUGGUUUUGCGUCGUAAAAGAGUGCGAAAUCUUCAAAAAUUAGGAAUUGGUGGAUUUGUUGUUAGAGGGCGAAUGCCUAGAUCUAAGGAUAAAGAUGAAGAAAAUACCCAAGAAGGUGAUGGUGAAGAAAACAAACCCCGAAGAAAGCCCAAUCGUUGGAAGAAACCCAAAAGUAAAAUUGCUGAAAAUUACCCAAAUUAUAUACAAGAUGCAUUCUUUGGUAGAGACUUGUUAGAUGCCUGCAGUGUUGCUGCCCAAAUAUUAGACAGUAGUGAGUCUGAAGAAAUAAAUGAAAAUGAGGACGAUAUUAAAACAAUAGAAUUAUCUCAGGCUGAAUUGAAAAUUAUGGAAGAUAUAAAAGCUAAACAAAUAACUAAAGAAGUUUCAAAAAAAUGUUCUGAAAUCAAAGUGGAAGAAGUUGAGCGUAUUGUUCAAACAAAAGUUGUUGACAAAAAGUCAGAUAUAGUAAAUUCUAAUGAUCAAGAUGCAUUAAAGGAUAUUUUGCUAUCAGAUAACUUGUUAGAUUCAAUAAUGAAUGAACGGAAUAGUAAUAUUAAAACUGAAAUGGAGGUUGUAGAAGAAUCUAAUAUGAAUGAGAUGAAUUCUUCUGCACAGAAAGAUGAGUUCAGUGAGAUUUUAGGUUCUCAUUUUAAUUUAGAUUCAAUGGUCAGAGAGACUGGUUUACCUAAUAUGGAUAGUAAAGACGUUGAAGAAAUUUUUAAAGUUGUUUUAACGGAUGAUGCAUCUCAAGAAGCUCAAGAUCCUAAUAAUUCAAAUAUGUUAAUAAUGAAUAAUAACAAUGUGAAUCCAAUAAAUCAUGGCCAAAAUGGUGUUGUGUUAACUCAGAAUCAAAGUCAUCCUCCAAUUAUGUCUCCAUCACGUACAGGUCUACCAACUAAUAUUUCUCGUGGAAAAGUACCAGCUCCUGCCUUACCUCCUGUUGUUACUAAUAUAUCAUCUUCUCCUAUUUAUACAACAGGGAUGUCUCCUUAUCAUUCUGAAUACAGCAAUAGUCCAUCUCAAUUUAGUCCCGCCUUUUCUGAACCACACAGCCCUUGGAUUCAAAAUAGUGGUGGUGAAGAUAGCUUAGAAGGUAUAGGAUCUCAGUCCACAGCCUUAAAUAACAAUCAAAGAAAUUCUCAAAAGAUGGAAGCUGAUGAAACACUAGGUCACAAAGCUUCAAUAUCUGCUGUGUUGUAUGCAAAUCUUACUCACCCGGAAUGGAAAAAAGAAUUUCCAUCUUGGCCAGAAAGAUCAAGACAGAUUCUUAAAAAAUGGAGAACAUUGUCUCCUGAACAAAAAGCUCCAUUUUUACUUAAAGCUCGAGAAAACCGAACUAAUCUUAGACAGAAAAAAGCACAACAGAUAAUGAAGGAUGACAAUACCAGUAGUGACAAUCGGACCAGUUCAACAUCCAGUGCAACUCAGAGUCCAACAAUUAACAACGGAGAGGUGUGUCCCAAUAAAGAACUGUUACAACCUGCCAUACUAAUAGCCUCUGGUGAUGGUCAUACUAACUCACAAGCUUCUCCUCAGCAAUCUGAAUCUGAACCUGAGCCUAAUCCAUCUCAGCAAACAUUUCCUACAACAAUACCUUCACAUCCUUCUACUAUACAAUAUAUACCAGUUUUACCGAAUCCUCCAUCACCUAAUCCUGUUAAUUUACGUACCAUUCAUAUUAUUCCUGCUGAAAAAAAUCCAUCUGAACCAAUUCAAUAUCAAUAUGUGGCAUCAGGUUCAUCAGAAAGAGGAACCCUGCAUUAUCCACCAAAUAGCAUACAUAUAAUACAAACAGUUCCUUCAUUGAUAAUGUCUAACUCAAUCAUAGCUACCUUAGAUGCCAAAAAUCAAACUGACACUCGUAAUAAUCUAUUGCAUAUAAUAACAUCUCAAUCAACUGGUGGUACUAUACGUAAUGUUCAAUUGGUGAGAAAUGAUUCAUCAUCAGCAGGUGCUGAGAGCUGUAAAACUAAUAUUUCUGCUACCAGUACUAAUAAUUCGAUCAACUCUUCACCUCCACUCUCUGAUCAGCAAAUACGUGUACUAACACCUUCUGAGAUUAUGCGCACACUCCCAUCCCUGGGCCAAGAGACUUAUGACCCUGUGGACCAAGAUAAAAUGAUGUCUCAGCAGAGAACAAGAGAAGCUGAAAAUGAGCGCCAGUGGAAACAGCUUCAAGCGAUGCGACAGCAGCAAGCUCAAGCUGUUCAACAACAACAAGUAGUACAAGAUCAACGUGGGCAAGUUUAUCAAAGAGUACCUGUACAACAGAGAAAUUUAUCAAUCGAUACUAAUCAAUUUGGCAAUUCUGAUCAACAAGUAUUAGUGCACACUUCACAUUUAGCUACUCAAUUACAAGUAUCAACAAAUCAGGAUGGUUCACUUACACCUCUGCAAAGUCCCAGUAGCAUUACUUCUCAACAGCAAUCACGGUCACCAUAUCCUUCACCAGUUUUAAAAGUAACUCGAGUUGUUAGUCCGGCAUCAGCUUCACCGUCUCCCCAAUAUACUCGUGCUCAACCAACACCAGGAUCAACUGAUUUAUUUAGUCCACCAAUAUCUACUAGCUCAGUAGUUCAGCAACAAAGAAGUGUGCAUUUUAGUCCUACAUCUCCACGUGCCCGAGAAGAUGUAUUUUCAUCACCCCAAGCUAAUCAAGAAAUGACUAGACAUUUAAGAGAAUUAUUGCAACGUCAACAAUUUAAAAAAGAUCUCCCAACUGAUCAACGAUUAUGGAAUUCAGAAGAAUCUCAAAAUCAAGAAUUAAAUACACAAAAUGUGCAAAGCCAAGAUUUUGAUGCAUCACCUUCAUCAGGGCCAACUUUUCGUCAACCAUUACCACCUAGUGCUGUUAAAAUUCAACGUAUGCCUUUUCAGCAAAUGGGUGCUCCAAAUACUCAAAUGAUUAUUCGUCAACGAGUGACAGAUCCUAAAUUUCAGUUGUUAGAUCCACGAUUCCGGUUAUUGAUUCAACAACAGAGAUCUACUACAGGAGGAGCAGCUGUUGUUAAUAGUAAUAUGAAUUCAUCUCAUUUUAAUAACAGUGGUAUUAAGAGUCCUAUUACACAACAAGCUUUGACACAACAAAAUACUAGAGCUUAUGAAAUAAUACAACAUUCUCAACAACAUUUUUCAGAUACUAGUGAUAAUAAUGUGGAUCAGAAGUACACUGGUAUUAAUGAGGUUACUUCAGUUAUGUCUGAUCCAAAUUCAAUAACUCAAAACACAUCUAUGGAUAGACAAAAUAAUGUUUUGCAACAGCAAAAUCAACAAAAUUCAAUGAAAUGUGCUGAUACUAUUGAUAGUAGAAAUGAAGAAAUGCCUGAUGGUGUUAGUGAAGAAUUAGAAAAACUACAACAAGAAGGUGACAGUCACAAUAUUGGUGAAGUUGAUGGUGUUAAUGCUCUUUUGGGUGAUUUAGAUGAUGAUGAUGAACUCUUGGCUGAAAUGGGAGCUGAUUUCAAUAUACUUGAAUAUGCUGAUCCUGAAUUGGACAAUCUAGAUUGUGGUAAUAAAACAAAUAUUUUGUAUGAUCUUGUUGAUGAUGAGGAAACUAGUAAAAGUACCCAUAACAAACCUGUGUCAAAUGAUAAAUCCACCGAUGAGAGAGAUAUUAAACUUAAAGAAGAAACAGAUGGCUUGCAGAGACUAAGUAAUUUGAAUGAUAGAAAAAAUGACAAUAACGUUCCUCAGACUUUAAGUAUUGAAAAAUAUGAACAAGAAGUACCCCAUUCACCAAAAAUUGAAAAUCCUUCAAAUGUUGGAUCACAUCUUCAAAUGAAUCAAGAACAAAAUAGUCAGCUUAAUAAUGUGAUGCAAAAUAGGGAAACAAAUGUUAAUUUUAUGGCUAACUUUUCAGGAGAUAGCAAUCAAUCUUUACCUAAAAUUGCUACUAUUGCAUCAGGUUCUGUACCACAACAGCAGCGAUUAUUACAAAUGCAGAGAACAAUGGUACCAAAUCGUAGUAUAGGUGUGACCCCACAAAUUUUACCCCAAGGAAAUUCUCAAGUUCGGCAAUUAGCUCCACCACCACCAUAUCCUGGACCUCCACCUCCAUAUCCAGGACAUAAUCAAGAGCAACCUUUAUUAUUAGAGGAAUUAUUAGAGCAAGAAAAGCGUGAACAAGAAAAAAGACAAAAUUCUGAUUCAUCAAAUGUUGUUAGCAAUGUUUCAUCAUCAGGUUCUACUCUUCCUGCUUUGAUGAGUGAUGCUGAUUUUGAGCUAUUACGUGCUGAUGUUAUGAAUUCAUCAACUAGUAGUAAUGCAAUUGCUUCCCCACCUAUAAUUCAGCAUGGUGGUGCUUCUGGAGUUUUACAACAUCAAAUUAGUGACCAAUUGCAAAUGCAAAGACAAACAUAUGUGCAAAGACCUACACAGCCUUCUCAAAAUUGGAAUCAAGUUCAACAAAUUCAAGGUCAGUCUGGUGUUAAGCAACAAUUUUCUGAGCAGCCUUUAAAAGUUCCAAUUUUUAAUGCUCCAGUAUUGACACCACCUCCUCAACCACCAGAUGUAAUAGCUACAGAGCAAGAUAGACAAUUACAGCACACAUAUGAAGUGUGGCUAAAUGAACAAAGUAAUAUAGUUACUAAACAAUUAAAACAUUAUGAAAGUGAGGUUCAAAAGUUGAGAAAAAUGAAGAAAAGUAUGAAUAGUAAACAAAGAGUAGCUCGAAAACAAGGCAACGAAUUGUCAGAUCAUGAUACAAUAGAAUUGCAACGUAUAACUGCUGAACAACAAGUUUUACAAAAAUUAUUGGAAACUAGUCGUAAACAAAAUAAACAGCAUAUGGCCAUUGUUCAGGAAUACAAAAAUAAACAUCGUCCAGCUACUGCAGAAAGUCCACAAUCUCCUAAUGUUAUGAUGUCCCCUAGUUCAACUGGUUCAAUCCAUCAGCAACAAAAUUCUAUGUCUCCACACAAUACUAUAACAACUCCACUGUCUCAGUGUGAUGAAAACCCAUACAGUCCAAAUAAUCCUCAAUCGUUACCAUCACCUAGAGCGAGUCUUACUUCACAGAUUCGUAAUCCAGGACAAUCUAGUCCACGUCUUUCAAAUUUAAGUCCAAGUAAUCAAGAUCAAUUAUCAAGACAUCCCGGAAUGACACCUAUAAGAUUUGUACGUUCCCCAGAUGGCUUAACAUUAAGAGCACGGCCAACCCUUGUAUCAUUACAAGGUCAAAUGCCAUCUGCAAAUACGUCAAAUACAUAUCAGGGUUCUAAAGUUGUAACAAAUGUUACUAUAAGUCAGAAUUCUCAAGUUCAACAGUCUCAACCACGUCUAACCUUCCAACAAUUAACUCCUCAACAACAACAGCUUAUUUUGCAAAGGAAACUAGCUCAAAAAGCCAUACUUAUUUCUCAACAACAACAAGAACUGAGUAGUUCAUCAAACCAAGAUCCUGUUGCUGUACAACAAAGACAAAUGGUGUUAUCGCAGCAUAGACAAUUAUUACUUCAACAAAUUGAGCAAAUUCAGAAACAAAUGAAUGAUGGACAACAAAACCAACAACAGAGACAAAUACUUGUUCAACAAGCUGUUGUGGGUAGCCAAGACGGUAAAACAGAACUAACACCUCAACAAAGACAACAAAUUGUUAUUCAAAGGCAGAAUAUAAUACUUCAACAGCAACAACAAUUUCAACAGUUGCAACAACAAAAUAUUCCUCAGCAACAGCAAAAUAUUUCUCAGCAACAGCAAAAUAUUACACAGCAACAGCAAAAUACUCCUCAGCAACAGCAAAGUAUUCCUCAACAACAGCAAAGUAUUCCUCAGCAACAGCAAAAUGUUCCUCAGCAACAGCAAAAUGUUCCUCAGCAACAACAGUUUCUUCAGUCUCAAAAUAAUCCAAAUCAACUACAUAUGCAAACACAAAAUAGUCAAAAUGCAAUACAAUUAUCACAACCACAACAGCAAAUUCUUCAAAAUAAUCAAAAUCAAAUGCAUUUACCAUCUCAAAAUAGUCAAAGUUCUGUUCAACCACAACAACAAAUACAAUCUCAGCAUCAACAAUUACAGUCUCUUCAAGUGCAACAACACCAGUUACAGUCACAACAAAACCAACAACAGCAAAUUCAAUCUCAUCAAGUUCAACAGCAAAACCAACAACAGCAAAUUCAAUCUCAUCAAGUUCAACAGCAAAAUCAACAAAUGCAACAACAACAAGCUCAUCAAGUUCAACAACAAAUUCAACAAAUGCAACAACAACAAGCUCAUCAAAUUCAACAACCACAACAACAGCAACAGAUGCAACAAAACCAGGGUCAGAAACUGUUUCAACAUCAACAGCUUCAGAUACAAUUAGCCAAGCAGCAACAUAUCAUGGCUCAGCAUAAUGCUCAAAUUCAGCAAAAGCUAGUACAACGUUCUCCUCAACAGCAAAAUAUGAUGCAAGCUCAGUUGUCUCCACAGCAGCAGUCUGUUUUAUUACAGCAACCUCAACAACAAAUAAUCAAACAAGAACCAGGUGAAAUUGUUAACCCAAAUAUAUUGCGACAGCAGCAGCAGCAACAACAACAGAUAUUGUUGCAACGACAGCAACAAUCGAGAUUUCUUCAACAACAACUUAUAUCACAAGGAAAAGUUACAAGACAGAUUGUUCAAUCUCAACAACAAUCUCCAAUACAUCCACCACAAAGUCCAAAUCAGCCACCAUUAUCACCAAUGCCACAGAGUCCUGUUCCAAAUAAUCAGCAAUAUUGUCAACCUAAUAGUCCAAUGAUAUCAGCACAGUCUCCAAUGCUGUCACAAAGUCCACAACAAUUUCCACAGCCUGUUCAGUCUCCUAAUUCUGUACAGUAUACUCCAAACUCUCCAAUGCCAUCUCAAAGUCCUAGACACAAUCAAUUUGUUCAAUCUACCACCUCUCCAUUGAUGCCACAAAGCCCAAUGCUUCAAACAUAUGCAAAUCCACCAGCAACUUCACCAUUUACUCAACCUCCACCUAGUUCACCCAGCCCAAGACCAUCACAAAGUCCUAGAAAUAACCUUGGUCCACCAAGUUCUCCGAUGAGUCCAAUGCAACAGAACCCAUAUAUCAGACCAACAACAAGUCCAAUGUCUGCUAGAAGAACAAAUGUAGGUAGCAGUCCAUUAAUGACUGAUCAACAACAACAACAGCAGCAGCAACAAGAGUUAAGAGAAGACAUAAAUGUUCCAUCUGAUGGAUAUCAAUAUACUAAGUUAGGACUUCGAGGUGGAAAGAACUUUAUUCCGCCUAAAGAUUUUUAUUACUCUAAGUUAGGCCUUAGAGGUGGUGUACCAAUGUGGAGUACAGGUAGGCAGUUUGUUAAUAAAGAUACACAAGAUGAGGUUACCAGAAGUGUAUUUAAAAGCAAUGAUAUGCCUUUAAAUGCUAUACCAGUAUCAAAAGUAUCUUCAUUAGUUUCUUUAGAGUAUGGUGAUUCUGACGAUGAGGAAUCUAGAACACCUCCUAUAACAACAUCAUCACCAUCUCCCUUACAAAUAUCUAAACAAAAAGAAGCUCCAGAAGGAAUUAAUACAGAUCCAAUGAUAAUAUCUACAUCACCAAAAAAUGAAGAAAAUCGAAAUCUGCCUGUUUAUAAAGAUGUUAAUUUAUUAGAUAACUGUAAAAAAGAUAGUUCUGAAUUAGAUGAUCUACAAAUGAUAUCAACUAUACACAUGACUAUGGACCCUGGACAAAUAUCAUUGAAUUCUAGUAGAGUUGGUGAAGAACUCUUAGAAAUUGAUAGAGAAAUUAAUUCUCCAAGUCUUCUAUUAAAUGAAAAUGAUGAUAGUAUACUUGGUGGUUUACCAAAAGAUGAGGCUUCAGAAAUGAACCGAUUAAUGUUUUUUGAUGAACUUGGAGAUAGUAUUAAAUGUGAUCAAGAAGAAAAGAGUGGUUCACCAGAAAAACCGGUUUUUAAUUUAGAUAAACUUCUUAAUGAUCCUGAACCUCUUGCUAAUAUUCAAGUUGACACUAAUAGAUCUGAAUUUCAUAAACAAGAUUCUAAAGAUUCAUCCCAAGAAAAAGUAGCGGAGGAAAAAAGAAGUAGUGUAAAUCCAAGUUAUUCGUUUCAUUCGUAUGCUAAAAUUCCAAAAUCUACCCCAUCUCUACAACAAUCAGUGGUUACACCAGUAUCAUCUCCUCCACUAAAAAAAGAAAAUCAUGUUGUGUCAGUUUUAAAAACUGAUCAGACAGAAGAAUUCAAAAAAGUUACUGAUUUACUUCGAUCUCAUGGUACUGCUCAAAAUAAAAACAUUAUAAUUCUUAAUCACUCGGAUACACUCAAAGAACAACACAUAAGUAAACAAAAUGUUUUACUGGCAAAGUCUGAAAAUCUUAAAAAUUCUGAUUUAGCACAAAUAUUGAGUAACAUUAUGUCACCAAAGCAAAAAGAUGGCUUCAUUAAAAUUGAAACAACAAAAUCAGAUGACAAUAUAAAACAUUCUACGAUUGUUUUGCCUACACGUACUACUUCAGUGCUGCAAAGUCCAUCACAAAAUUUUCCCUGGGAAUCUAUUACAUCAUAUACAACCACAACUUCUUCUUCAACACUUGCUAAAUCAAUUCAAAUAAUAUCUAAAUCUGAAGAAAAAGAAUCUAAAACUUUUUCUCAGCUACCAAUAGUAACAAGUGCUUCUAAACAAGAUGUUCGCACUCCAAAAAUUGUUGAAGAAUCUCAAAAUGUUUUAUUAAAACAACUUCUUCAAAAUACUGCUUGUGCAAAUCAAACACCAACAUCUAAUGCGAUUAGUUUACCGAUUGUGCCUUCUCUUGAAGCUCAACUUGCUAGACCAGUUUCUCCGACUCCCCCAUUAUUGUUUCCAUCCCUUCUUUCACCUAAAAAGGAAGAAAAUGAAUCAUCUAAUACUCAAGUUUCAAAAGCAGAAUCAGAAUCUCCAAAAUCUACUAAUAUUAUAACACAACAGUCAGAAAUUUUAAUUUCAACUACUCAAUCUUCUACUUCUCUUAACACAUUACCAUCGCAGCCACAACAGCAAUCACAAUUACAAACACAGUCUAAUAAUCGGCCUGAUUUACAACAAUCAUUACAAACUCCAUCUCUUACAAUAUCACAAAGUCAAACACAGCCGCAGCUAUUAACACAAUCACAAUCUCAAGAUCAGGUACAAAUCCAGUCAUUACAAUCACAAACACUAGUACAAUCAAAAUUGCAGAUAUCAGAUAAAACAUUAACUCGCCCACAAACUCAAUCACUUCCAGCAAGAACUCUAGCUACAACAGACUCAAUUAUGGAAUCUAUAAAUGCAGCAAUUAAACAAGAACAAUCUGAAGAUGAUAAUAAGAUUGAAGUACCUGUAUCAGCUACUAGGUAUAGCCCUGAGAAAGAUGUUAAAAAAGAACUUAUGUCAUCAGAUGAGUUAAUCUCACCUCAAAAUUCUACUCGAAAUGUCGAUCCCACAGACAUUGGAAAUCAAAUUAAUAUUCCAAUAGAUAUUAUGAAUGUAGACCCUCAAGAUCAAAAACGAAUUAAACGUAGACAAUAUUAUGCCAAACGUAGACAGAGUCAGGGUAAAGAUGUGAAUUCUACAGUUAUUCCAAAAAAACGUCAUAGAAAAGGUUCAAAACCUGAUGAAGAUUAUGAUUCAUUUAUUGAUGUUCUUAUGUCACAACUUCGUCAACUUCAACCAAUGAGUGUAAUUGAGCCAUCUUUAAAUCAAAAUUUGACAGCCUGUCCUGUUUAUGGUAUUGGUGAUAUUGCUAACCAAAAUGAUUUUAAAAAAGGAGAUUUGAAAGGUGAAAUGGGAUUGUCUACUUUAUCAGGUGAAAGUGAUUAUUAUAAUACAAAACCUUUUGGCGAUUUAUUACCUGUAUCACCAUUACCACAACCAUCAACUCAAAGAGGAUUUUAUAAUGAAGAAUUUAUUCCUCUUAAAUUUGAGUCUGAUAAUGACGAAAAAAAGUUUGAAGUUGGGCGUGAUCGAGAUGAUACACCUGAUACAAUAAUGAGUUCUUCUUCACCAGAAUUGGUAGCAUGUGAAACACCACCUCAUUAUCCUGGGCUAAAAUGUUUUGAUGAUGAUAGUGAUUCAACAGAUACUUUGUUAAAUUUUACACGAAAUAUGUCACCUGUUCAUCAGCUUGUAGCACCAUUAGCUCUGAAACCACGACCAAACUACAAAUUUAGUAUAGAAGAUGAUAAAGAAAAUCAAGGAGGACGACCUAGCUCACUAACUCAAGUGGGAAAAACACCCCCACGAACAUCCCCCGUUCUACCAUUAAGAGACUCAAAUACCAUGACAGUUACAUUAACUAUAACAUCUGAAGCAGCUGAUGAUAUAAUUGGAGUUCUACAGGGUUUAGCUACUUUACUUGAUUUACCUGAUAUUACUAAUUAUAAAGUCACUGAAAGAAGUGUUACACCUAUGUCUCAUAAAUUGGGACUCUAUAGGUCUAAAACUAAAGAUGGGAAAGAAGGAACACCAAUAGACAUUCAGACUAUUUUAAAUGGCUUUGCCAAAUUUUGUCGUCAUUGUGAUUUAGUAAUUUUGAAUAAUUUAGUGAAGAAAAAAGCUAGUGAAAUUCCAUUUUUAAUUACUGAAGAAUGUGCUGAUGAGAUAUAUUUUUGCAGUACUCUUUGUUUUCAAACGUUUGCUUCAUUAUUAUGUCCACCUUCAGAGUCUAAAGAUAAGGCCAUAACAAUUGUAAAUCAUUUGUCUGAAGGUUCUCCUCCUAAACGUUUGAAAUCUGACUGUGAAAGUAGGGCUAUACUAGAAACUGAAAUAGUUGAAAAAAUGGAUAUUGAUGAGCCUAUAUUAAAUGAAGAUGAAAACAAAAAUGAAGCCAUAAUUGAUGAUGGAAAGGCAACAUUUAAAGGAACCAUUUAUAGACGUUGGAAUACAAGUAGUGUUCCUGCUCCUUCUACUAAGCAUAAAAAGACAACUGAUAAAGAGUUGAUGGAAAUGCUAUUUCGUAUGGGUAUCACAGUUAUAUCUCCAAAACAACCAGAAGACAAACGAAUGUGUUUAUUUUGUCACCAGCUUGGUGAUGGUGUAUCUGAUGGUCCAUCUAGGUUGUUGAAUUUUGAUGUUGACAAAUGGGUACAUUUGAAUUGUGCUUUGUGGUCGGAUGAUGUGUAUGAAACUGUUAAUGGCGCCUUGAUCAAAGUUGAUAUAGCUUUGCGUCAAUCUCUUAGUGUAGAAUGUAUAGUGUGUCAACGACCUGGUGCAACAUUAAAAUGCUUUAAACAUCGCUGUUCAUCAAAUUAUCACUUACCUUGUGCUGUAAAAGAUGAUGCUGUAUUUUACAAAAAUAAAACACUGUAUUGUAGUGGUCAUGCUCCAAAGAGUGAUAAAGAAAAUGAACUCACGACAUUAUCAGUUCAUCGUCGAGUAUAUAUUGACAGAGAUGAGAAUCGACAAGUUGCUGCUGUAAUGCAUCAUUCUAGUUCUCAUCAAUUUUUAAUCCGUGUUGGGAGUUUAACUCUUCUAAAUAUUGGACAAUUAUUGCCCCAUCAACUAAAUGCUUUUCACACGUCAACUGCUAUUUAUCCAAUUGGUUUCAAAGUGGUAAGAUUGUUUUGGAGUAUGAGAGUGCCAAAUAAGCGUUGCAGAUACAUUUGUUCUAUUCAUGAAAUUAACGGUCGUCCUGAGUUUAGAAUUGUUAUUCAAGAAGCUGAUCAUGAAGAUUUAGAGUUAAAAGAUUCAAGCCCUAGAGCAGUCUGGUCUAGAGUUCUAUCAGCCAUAGCAAGUAUGAGAAUUGCUAAUAACAUUUUGAAACUCCACCCCCAGCAUGUAAGCGGUGACAGCCUUUUUGGGCUUACUGAACCAGCUAUUGUAAGAAUUUUAGAAAGUUUACCAGGUGUUGAAACACUGACUGAUUAUCGUUUCCGUUAUGGACGUAAUCCACUUUUGGAAUUACCUUUGGCAGUUAAUCCAAGUGGAUGUGCUCGAUGUGAGGGUCGCCGAAGAGUAGUUUUACCAGGAAAAUUACGAUCACACAUACCUCGAUCAUUUACUUCUUCUCAUGGAUCAUCCUUACUUAGUCAACUAGAUCUAUCAGCUCCUCCAACAUGCCCUUAUUCUAAACAUUUUGUUCAUUCCAAGUCAUCUCAAUAUAAAAAAAUGAAGCAGGAAUGGAGAAAUAAUGUUUAUUUAGCCAGGUCAAAAAUUCAAGGUUUAGGAUUGUAUGCAGCACGAGAUCUAGAAAAACACACUAUGGUUAUUGAAUAUAUUGGUGAAAUAAUUCGUUCACAAUUAUGUGAUUAUCGAGAAAAAUUAUAUGAAGCCAAGAAUCGAGGCAUCUAUAUGUUUCGACUAGAUGAUGAUAGAGUGGUCGAUGCAACCAUAUCAGGGGGUUUAGCCCGUUAUAUUAAUCAUUCGUGUAACCCAAACUGUGUAACUGAAAAAGUGGAAGUUGAUAGAGAACUACGGAUUAUUAUAUUUGCUAAACGUAGAAUUGCUAGGGGCGAAGAGUUGGCAUAUGAUUAUCAGUUUGAUAUUGAAGAUGAUCAGCAUAAGAUCCCUUGUAAUUGUGGAGCACCAAAUUGUCGCAAGUGGAUGAAUUAAAAAAAUUAUGGCCAUAUAAGUAUUUUACCAUUUUUUUUGUACCAUAUUGCAAUAUAAUAUUAGUUAUAAUUACUGUUAUAUUAUGUAAUGCGUCUAUAAAUUAUACACAAUUACUG
Molecule: messenger RNA, 16051 nt
Organism: Daktulosphaira vitifoliae (grape phylloxera)
Lineage: Eukaryota; Metazoa; Arthropoda; Insecta; Hemiptera; Phylloxeridae
Product: histone-lysine N-methyltransferase 2D-like
Exons: 50
Coding region: 267-15935 (5222 amino acids)
Biological process (GO): positive regulation of transcription by RNA polymerase II
Cellular component (GO): nucleus; MLL3/4 complex
Molecular function (GO): histone H3K4 methyltransferase activity; transcription coactivator activity; histone binding
Source: RefSeq, a predicted model, not a curated record